AACGUUUUAAAGAGUAAGAUUCUCGUUGCACGAGAUUUGCAGACGACAACUAGGUCAAGCAGACAAUACUGUCAACAUUAAGAAAGGGAGAGUGGAAGUGUCAAAUUAAAGAUAUGUAUGAGGAUAGCCAGAAAACAAUAGAGAACAGCGAGACAAUGUUUUCGGACUCGGAGCCCCCGAGCCCAAGACUAUUAAGCAGACAUUUGGGUGCCUCAAAUUCCUGCCAUGGCUGUGUUGAAAACACAAAACUUCUGAAACAAGUCUUACAGGAAUUAAAAGAACUAAAAGAGGAACUGUCUAAGAACACAAAUAAGCAAAGUCCAAACACUACUGGAUUUACUGUAGAGAAAUCACCCAUAGAGGCCCCUCUUGUUGAACACCUGAAGAAAAAGUUCCCUAUCAUGCUAUUCCCAGUCAAUCCAGACACAGAAUUAAAAGCUAAAGUGACAGUACUUCUUCAAAAGAACGGGGUAACCGCUGAUCUUCCUGUAGUUCUUAGAAGUGUUCGAAAGUAUGCGGCAAGAAAGUUCGUUGACUUCAGGGCACAGACCAAAUCCAAGUUGCUUUCAGAAAAAUUAGAUGUGGGGGCAAUGCAGUUGGCAGAACUGGCCAGGACCAUCUUUUCCAAGUUCACAGAUGCUGGGAACUUGGAAAUUAUCAAGAUGACCAUCAUUUUGCGCUCCUUCUGCCAUGAGAAGAAGCUCCUUAAAAAACUCAGAGGUCGGGAACCAGUCUCCUUGGAUUUCUGGGUUGAAUUGAAAGAGCACAAGGAAAGGAUAGACUCAGAUGAAGAUCCUCUUAAAUGGGAGAAACUCCAAGCCCGAGAGGAAAAGCGGAUUGAGAGAUAUGAGAAGCUUUAGAUGUGCACGAGGUUGACUUUGAGAGUGAAGAUGAUCAUGACUGAGAGUGAAGGAGAACAAUUUUUUAUUAAAUUUUACGUAGGAAAAAUAAAAUUUAUACAUAUAAGAUGACAUUUGUUUUUUGUUUUGAUUAUACAUUUUGAUGGGAUGUAAAAUGCUUUCUUUAACCAUGAUAAAAUUGAAACCAAAUUAAUUAAUUUUUUUUACAAAGAAAUCAUUGGAGAGGCUAAAAAAAAUUCUAAGGUAUGAAAAGCAUGCCGGUGCAUGUGUACUAGUUUACAUAUGUGAAAUUCACGUGAAUUUCACGUGAAAUUCACGUUAUUUUCACGUGAAUUUCACGUGAAGAAUUUCACGUGAAAUUCGUGUGAGUGCUCUUUUCACGUGAA
Magallana angulata is the source of this 1246-nucleotide messenger RNA. RefSeq lists its product as uncharacterized. Bases 114 to 860 code for a protein of 248 amino acids. The record is from RefSeq and is a predicted model, not a curated record. Lineage: Eukaryota; Metazoa; Mollusca; Bivalvia; Ostreida; Ostreidae. The transcript is spliced from 8 exons.